Messenger RNA from Oryctolagus cuniculus (rabbit), 3580 nucleotides. RefSeq names its product huntingtin interacting protein 1 (gene HIP1). Lineage: Eukaryota; Metazoa; Chordata; Mammalia; Lagomorpha; Leporidae. Gene Ontology annotation, molecular function: clathrin-cargo adaptor activity; phosphatidylinositol-3,5-bisphosphate binding; phosphatidylinositol-3,4-bisphosphate binding. Gene Ontology annotation, cellular component: cortical actin cytoskeleton; clathrin-coated vesicle; presynapse. The record is from RefSeq and is a predicted model, not a curated record. Gene Ontology annotation, biological process: endocytosis; actin filament organization; clathrin coat assembly.
CCUCCCCUCCCCGGGUCCAGCCUCGGUGCAGCCGCCGUCGCCGCAGCCGUCACCGGCCCGGGUCGGUGCACGGGGACCCCGCCGGUGCCCUCCCCACAGCAUGGUCCCCUCGGGGCGGAACUAGCCGGGGGCAGCGCCCGGGGCAGCGGAGCCCGGGGGGGUGGGGCGGCCGCAGCAGCGGUCAUGGAUGCGAGCAAGAUGACCGUCAGCAUCAAUAAGGCCAUUAAUACGCAGGAAGUGGCAGUGAAGGAGAAACACGCCAGAACAUGUAUCCUGGGCACCCACCACGAGAAAGGGGCGCAGACCUUCUGGUCAGUCGUCAGCCGGCUACCGCUGUCCAGCCACGCCGUGCUCUGCUGGAAGUUCUGCCACGUGUUCCACAAGCUCCUGCGAGACGGCCACCCCCACGUCCUGAAGGACUCGCUGAGAUACAAGAAUGAACUGAGCGACAUGAGCAGGAUGUGGGGCCACCUGAGUGAGGGCUACGGACAGCUAUGCAGCAUCUACCUCAAACUGCUGAGAACCAAGAUGGAGUUCCACACCAAAAAUCCCAGGUUCCCAGGCAACCUUCAGAUGAGUGACCGGCAGCUGGACGAGGCUGGAGAGAGUGACGUGAACAACUUUUUCCAGUUAACAGUGGAGAUGUUUGACUACCUGGAGUGUGAGCUAAACCUCUUCCAAACUGUGUUCAACUCCCUGGACAUGUCCCGCUCUGUGUCGGUGACCACGGCCGGGCAGUGCCGCCUGGCCCCGCUGAUCCAGGUCAUACUGGACUGCAGCCACCUGUACGACUACACGGUCAAGCUUCUCUUCAAGCUCCACUCCUGUCUCCCAGCUGACACCCUGCAAGGCCACCGGGACCGCUUCAUGGAGCAGUUCACCAAGUUGAAAGACCUGUUCUACCGCUCCAGCAAUCUGCAGUACUUCAAGCGGCUCUUUCAGAUCCCCCAGCUGCCCGAGAACCCACCCAACUUCCUGCGAGCCUCAGCCCUGUCGGAGCACAUCAGCCCCGUGGUGGUGAUCCCCGCCGAGGCGUCGUCCCCCGACAGCGAGCCCGUCUCGGAGAAGGAUGACCUCAUGGACAUGGACGCCUCCCAGCAGAAUCUGUUCGACAACAAGUUCGAUGACAUCUUCGGCAGCUCGUUCAGCAGUGACCCCUUCAAUUUCAACAGUCAGAAUGGCGUGAACAAGGAUGAGAAGGACCAUUUGAUCGAGCGACUGUACCGAGAGAUCAGUGGGCUGAAGGCACAGCUGGAAAGUACAAAGGCUGAGGGCCAGCGGGCCGUGCUGCAGCUGAAGGGCCGUCUCAGCGAGCUGGAGGCCGAGCUGGCCGAGCAGCGGCACCUGCGGCAGCAGGCGGCGGACGACGGCGAGUUCCUCCGGGCCGAGCUGGACGAGCUCAAGAAGCAGCGGGAAGACACGGAGAAGGCACAGCGCAGCCUGACGGAGAUCGAGAGGAAGGCUCAGGCCAAUGAGCAGCGGUACAGCAAGCUCAAGGAGAAGUACAGCGAGCUGGUCCAGAACCACGCCGACCUGCUGCGCAAGAAUGCAGAGGUGACCAAACAGGUGUCCGUGGCCAGACAAGCGCAGGUGGAUUUGGAACGAGAGAAAAAAGAACUGGAGGAUUCCUUCGAGCGUGUGAGUGACCAGACCCAGCGGAAGACUGAAGAGCAGCAGGAGCUCCUGGAGAGCUUGAAGCAAGAACUCGCCACCAGCAAACAGGAGCUGCAGGUGCUCCAGAGUAGCCUGGAGGCCUCGGCCCAGUCAGAAGCAACCAGGGCGGCGCAGAUCACCGAGCUGGAGACGGAGCGGGACAGCUUGGUGAGCGCCGCCACGCGGCGGGAGGAGGAAUUUUCCUCGCUUCGGAAACAGCUGGAGGACACCCAGCUCAAGCUGGCUGGCGCUCAGGAAGCUGUGUGCCAGUUUGCAAAGGAACAACGGAAAAUGCUUCUGGAGGGGUCCAGGAAGGCCGCGGAGCAGGUGAUCUGGGAGGCCCUGAGCCAGCUGGAAGAACCCACUCUCAUCAGCUGUGCCGGCUCUGCAGAUCACCUCCUCUCCAAGGUCAAGUCUGUUUCCAGCUGCACCGAGCAACUGGAAAAGAGCCGCAGCCAGUAUCUGGCCUGUCCGGAAGACAUCAGCGAGUUUCUCCACUCCAUCACCCUGCUGGCCCACCUGACCAGCGACACCAUCGUUCAUGGCAGCACCACCAGCCUCCGCGCCCCGCCAGAGCCUGCUGACUCGCUGACAGAGGCCUGCAAGCAGUACGGCAGGGAGACCCUCAUCUACCUGGCCGCCCUGGACGGGGAGGGGGCCCUCGAGAGUGCCGACAGCACCGCCAUGAGGAGCUGCCUGAGCAAGAUCAAGGCCAUCGGCGAGGAGCUCCUGCCCAGGGGCCUGGACAUCAAACAGGAGGAGCUUGGGGACCUGGUGGACAAGGAGAUGGCUGCCACUUCUGCGGCCAUCGAGGCCGCCACAGCCAGGAUAGAGGAAAUGCUGAGCAAAUCCCGCGCAGGAGACACAGGCGUGAAGCUGGAGGUGAACGAGAGGAUCCUCGGCUCCUGUACCGGCCUGAUGCAAGCCAUUCAGGUCCUGAUUGUGGCCUCCAAGGACCUCCAGAGGGAGAUUGUAGAGAGCGGCCGGGGCACUGCGUCCCCUAAGGAAUUUUAUGCCAAGAACUCUCGCUGGACAGAAGGGCUCAUCUCAGCCUCCAAAGCGGUGGGCUGGGGAGCCACCGUCAUGGUGGACGCAGCUGACCUGGUGGUGCAAGGCAGAGGGAAAUUCGAGGAGCUCAUGGUGUGUUCACGCGAAAUUGCUGCUAGCACAGCCCAGCUGGUGGCUGCAUCCAAGGUGAAAGCCGAUAAGGACAGCCCCAACCUAGCCCAGCUGCAGCAGGCGUCUCGGGGAGUGAGCCAGGCCACCGCCGGGGUCGUGGCCUCAACCAUUUCGGGCAAAUCGCAGAUCGAGGAGACAGACAGUAUGGACUUCUCAAGCAUGACCCUGACCCAGAUCAAACGUCAGGAGAUGGACUCCCAGGUCAGGGUGCUGGAGCUGGAGAAUGACCUGCAGAAGGAGCGUCAGAAGCUGGGAGAGCUUCGGAAAAAGCACUAUGAACUUGCAGGUGUCGCCGAGGGCUGGGAAGAAGGAACAGAAGCGUCUCCACCUACCCCGCAGGACGCAGCGACCGAGAAAGACUAGAGCCCGCCCAGCGCCCCGUAACGUCAGAGUGUAAAUCCUCGUGACCCUUCUGUGCGUGUGUCAUUGCCCCCGCCACAGACCCCAACCCCUGGACACCCCGCUGCCCAGUGCUGAGGGCCCGCCCCUUGCAAAGGCGCCCCGCACCCUGACACCCUCUCUGUGCAAACCUGCCACCCGCGUCCCGAGUGUCCGGGCCAGCCUGUGCAAGCCAGGGAGCAAGCCCAGGUCCAAAGAGGUGGGCACACGCGGCUCCCGGGCAGCCAGCGCCCCUCUGGUUGAACCCCGCAGUGGUCAGCAGCCUCCUUCCAGGGUGCACGUGUGGCCAGCGUGGCAAGGGGAGAGCCCACGCCUUUCCUUUUCUGUGUGUAUGUGUAUAUGUGUGUGG